Messenger RNA from Penicillium lagena, 1788 nucleotides. Its product is annotated as fungal specific transcription factor domain-containing protein. The transcript is spliced from 3 exons. Gene Ontology annotation, cellular component: nucleus. Gene Ontology annotation, biological process: regulation of DNA-templated transcription. Lineage: Eukaryota; Fungi; Ascomycota; Eurotiomycetes; Eurotiales; Aspergillaceae. The record is from RefSeq and is a predicted model, not a curated record. Gene Ontology annotation, molecular function: transcription cis-regulatory region binding; DNA-binding transcription factor activity, RNA polymerase II-specific. The coding region runs from base 1 to 1788 and encodes 595 amino acids.
AUGGCUAACUGUGCCUCCUCGCUUCCUUCCAGGCGAUCAUUUGAGCUGCAUAACGAAGUCCGAGAACUCCGGCGUCAAUUAGCGGCGAACCAACCCAGCAGUCCUGUCCCGGAAUCGAUCCUGGCAGCGACUGGGGACAGUGCGCCUAAUGAUCCAACCUCACCUCCCCAAUGGGUCCUCGGAGAAGAAGACCGCCAUCCAAGAGCUACAGAUGGGGAUUGCGCUGCUGUGGCUCAAUUGACCAGUGGAGGAUUGGGAAUCUUAUCGAACCGUGUAGAGCACCUAUGGACGCCAGGCUUAACCACCAAGCCUGUGAUCGAUCUGCCACAACCACCUACUGAAGUUGCUGCAGUGGUCCCGGGAGGGAGAGCUUUGGGCAAUGUAGAGCUUUCUGUCACAGACAUUGACGAACUAUUCUCGAUUUACAUGAAUCACUGUCACCCAUUCAUCCCAUUUCUGGACCCGAGAAAAUCACCGCAUGACUAUUACGAAUCCUCAGAGCUGCUCUUCUGGUCUAUCAUCUCGGCAGCAUCACGACGUUCACAAAGUCAGCCUACUCUCCUUGCAAAACUAGCAAGGAACGUCACCGAUCUCUUGUGGCGGAGUCUACGAUCUAUCCCCUAUUCACUUCGUGUGGUACAGAGCCUCAUCGUUCUCUGCGCCUGGCCAUUCCCCACCAGUAGCAGUACAGCCGAUCCCACCUAUUUGCUCACCGGGAUGAUGGUUCUACUAGGCUCACAGAUGGGUCUCCAUCAGCCCUUGAAUGUUCAGGACUUCACCAAAAUCUCCACGAACCUCAAUGCUGAUGAGCACUCUGAGUGGGCGAAGACAUGGAAAACUUGCAAUAUUGUUGCUCACAGUGUAAGCGUGGGUUGCGGGCUACCUGGAGUGGUACAGUUAAACGAAUGGCCGCUGAAUGUCACGCCCGAGUACAUGUCGUCUGCGCUCUACGACGCUUCGCUCCGGUCACACCUUCAGAUCGAACGAUUUCGGCGCAGAGUCUCUUUGGCAUUUGCUUCGAACGAUCUGAAUUCAACAGUAUCCACAUCGGGAAAUGAGCGACUGGCGUUGUAUCGCCUACUUAACUCCGUUUUCAUUGACCUUGAGCAUGAAAUAAUACAACUAUCACCCGCACGUAAUGCUUUCACUCAACACAUCUUUUUCAUCCUUGAUACCUGUGUGCUGAUACGAAAUAUAGCGAUAACUCGUAUUUACUUGUCAGCUGCGCGCCUCCACCUCCACGCGUUCUAUUUAUUUGACGACCCUGCCCUCGAUGGCUACACAGAGCGCAUUAUGACACUAUACCAGACGGCUUGUUCCCUCAUCCAACAGAGCCUAGAUCUGGAAAGCCAAGAAAACAGCUUUUUCAGCUAUUGCCCUUUCUUCUAUUGUCAAGUUUUCGUCUGUGCGGCGUUCAUUCUCCUCAAAAUCAUCAGCAGCCACUUUCAAUCGCUGCUCGACGCCGACGCCGGGAACAUCUUGCUAAAUGCUGCCAUCUCCGCUCUGCGGAAAAUGUCCAUCGCGAACAAUGACUUACCAGCUAGGUUAAGCGACGUGAUCGGCUUUUUCUGCUCCUUGCCCGACCAUCGGGUCAUCGGCGGGCAGACGACCGACGGUCUGCGAUUGCGGGUGCGAAACAGAUUAAGCAUGAGUAUUGUGUAUGAUUCGCUCUGGGAAUGGCGAAGACAUUUCCAGGCCAGUGAAGAAUUUGAUAACGACAGACCGAAUACUGAAGGUAAAAGUCCUACUGUCUCCGGCCCUCAGGUCUUGUCCCUGCUUGCUGACUAG